CGCGAGCCAGUGUGUUGGUCUCUCCCAAAUUGGAGGUGGUUCCUCUAAAACACCGUCUCGACACCCGCGCCAGCGCCAGCAUGACUCUCAGUGGAGAAGGCCUACUGUUAAAACGUGUUUUGUCAGUGGAGGCCUUCCGUCAAGAACGAUUCGAGCGCUCGCGCGGUCCCCCCACUCACUCGCAGUCCAAAGCGAUCCCCAUGCCGCUCUACCCCGGAGAGUCUCAGCAGCAAUACAAUCACAAGUUCAAGCAAUGGCUGAUAAAGAAACAUUUGCGUUUGGAAUCAAUACAAAGCGACCCGAAGCGCGAACGCAAGCUGUGGCUCACCUUCGCCUUCCAGCGAUUAAAUCCAUCCUCAACAGGGGGUCAGCGGGUGCAAAAGCGCAGCAUUGACGAGGAGUACGAGGCGUUUUACCAACGCUCUGCCUCUCAAAGCAUUAAACGCUUAAGACGUGACAGAUCUAUGGACAGUGACAGAAGUGCAAAUAGAGGGAAACCUCCUGCUCGUAUUGAAGCGAGAAGAGAGCACUAUUCGACAAUUUCAAGCCGAGACGAUGAGCAAAUGCCGUGUCUAUCACAUACAAGACCAAACGAUAGACGUGAUGAAAUCCUGAGCUCUAGUCAAAUGCCACCACGUUCACAGAGAUCAAUUUCGCCAGCAUCCCAGUCAUCAACUGAUAAACCAUUUCAACCAAGAAGUCGAGCAGAAAUUUUGGCACCUCGUGUUGUGUCCGUGGAUGCGUAUCUGAGGGAAAUGAAGGGGCCGAAGCUGAAUCGACGCUCAAAUGGGAAGCUAGUUAAGAUCCCAGUGCCAUUAUUUCCAGGAGAAACAAUGGAUGAUUACGAGCACGAAUUUGGACGUUGGCUUCACCAUCGUCAGACUUCGGUGUUAUCUCUGCGAUAUAAACCGCUUAAAGAGCGUGUAUACCGCCAUCAAUUCGCAUAUCAGCGGGCUUUAAAGAGGACAAAUUCUUCCAAGCAUCCGCAGUUAGAGGCUCGCUCACAGUCAACAAUAUCCAAAGCGAAGGAUAAUGUUCAUGACGCAAACGAACCGCCUGGCUCCCGUGACGAAGCCAAACAACACUUAUCGAAAAGUUUACCACCUAAAAACUUGCUACUACCUAAAAAUCCCCAAGAGGAUAAGGCUGUUGAACGCACGUCGCAUCAUUCCCGGGCUAGAACAAAUAAAGCUGAUCAAGCGCAAUGUGCAAGCAGAAUCAGUGACACAAACACUCCCAAAGUGGCUACGCAAAGUCCAAACACAAGCUCUCAAAAGGCUGUACCAGUAACCCAGAAGACCGAAACAAAAGAGUCAAAACGACAAAAGGAAGACGCAGCAAAUGCGCAGCAUCCAACAUUAGAUACUUCAAAUGAAGACACGGCUACUAUACAACUUCUUAAAUCGAAUGGAGCGCCAGAUACGCUCAAGUCAGAUGGACCAAGCAAAGAAAAGCUGCCAAGCUGGGCAUCGCAGUUAAUAGGCAAAGUGCAGAAACUCGAAGCCAAAGUGACGCAGCUACAACGACAAGUUGACUCCUGCCCUUGUUGUCAAGGAAUAUCUUCCAGUGCAACAGCUAACCCAGCGCCCAAACUUGGGUCUGUAGAACCUUCACAAGAAUCAAUUGCCAAAAACUCAACCUCUUUGAGUAAUGGAACAGAGACCAAGAGCAAGGUUUUUCAAGCGAAGAGUGAUAUGUUAAACGGAAGCAGCGCUGAAAUUUUACAUGAUGUGUCGGCACUUUCGAACGAGAACAAGAAUGGUGAUGGAAAGAAAGAGAAUGUUGUUGAUAAACAGCCGACUUGUGAGGAAAUUUAUCGUGAAGCUACGCGUAUCCUAGCACGCGCCGUACAAAUUCGAGUCCAUGAAGACUCCAAGAAGCGCCAGCUAACGGAAGCAUAUGACCAUCUGAACGAGCAGAUUUCGAUGAAUGAAACUGCUAUCGACGACGCUCUCGACUACAUAAAGGCUAUCAAAGACGUGGAUGAGGCCAUUGCAACGGAGCAACACAGUCAAGUCAUGGAGCUGGUUGUCUCGAUCAACAAGGAGAAGGAGAAGCGUGCUAGUGCUUUGGCCGCCUUGAUUGUCUACAAAUUUACAGCUACGAAAGAUAUUCUGGUGUCGCUGUUGGAAGAAGAACCUUCAGGAGAGGGAAGAAAUAAGGUUAAUCAUGACGAGUUAAGGGCUAUUUCCUUACAAAUCGAGCAAAAAGUCAGCGUCUUGGAGACACUGGAGAUGCAUCUGAACGAGCAACUUCAGUGGGUCACUGGGUUACCACCUGACGUGUCAGAAGCGGACAAAGCUCUCCGUUUCAAAGCACUCCGAAAAAUGUCGAAGAGGUUGAUGAAGGAGCAAGAAACUAAAGAGCAACUCGAGCACAAACGUAACGAAGUUAUGAAGAGCUUUUUGCAAGAAGACAAGGGGAUCCGGAAGUUGGUGGAGGAGGAAUUGGCGAAAAGUAGAACAGUGGAGCUGAGACGGACUGCAGAGAUGUUGUGAAUUCUGAAGAUGUGGUGUAUUUGAAGCUUUCGGCAAAAGCCUAUUGCCGCAGACGUAUGGAACACCACAACAGAGCUCAAAGUGUGUUCUUCGUAGGCGAGGCCAUGAGGGAGUACGCGUACAAAUCCAGGCCUGCGGGCUGACGGAAAAAGAGAAUUUGAUUUGGGCACAUACAAUACCGAUCCUGUUAUUCAAAAAAAAAAAAAUUGAAAGAACGAAACAAGGGGAAGAGGCAAGGAGAAGUGUGCACCAAUCUACAGGAAGAAAUGACAAGACUAUGGACGUUCCGCACCUUUCACCAGCAAUUCUAUAUUUUGCCGGUACAGUUGAACCUUAUCUUUCCCACCAUUUAGUAAUGGACUCAUCAGCGAUGAAUUAUGCUAUCUCAAGCGCUCCAACUUUUUAAAAUACCACAUGAAGUAAUUGGUUGUGACGUGUUAGUUUAGUGAGGGUGCAGCAUGCCAG
Molecule: messenger RNA, 2963 nt
Organism: Phytophthora nicotianae INRA-310
Lineage: Eukaryota; Oomycota; Peronosporomycetes; Peronosporales; Peronosporaceae
Exons: 1
Coding region: 81-2498 (805 amino acids)
Source: RefSeq, a predicted model, not a curated record